AAAGAGUUAAGAUAUCGAUUUUUUUUACAAAGUACGAUACCAGUAAGCUUGGGUUGUUGGCAAGCAACAAAAUGGCGCUCACUUUGACUGAAAGUCUAAUCCGUAGUCGUGUAAAUUUAACCCACGAAAACCUUGAAGAUAUUAAAUCCUUGUCAUUACCUGGAACAUUCCAUGAGAAAGUUGUUUCUAUUGGAACAUCAUUGAGAAAAUUUUCACGUCUGAAGUCAGUUGAUUUCUCAAGGAAUGCAUUAGAUUCUCUGCAGGGCUUAGAACAUUUACAGCUUUUAGAGAAAUUGAAUCUAUAUUACAAUAAUGUGAGCAGCCUGGAAGAAUUGCAGCGCUUAAAACAUAAUCAGAACCUUAAGGAAAUUGACCUGAGGCUGAACCCCGUCACAAGAAAUGAACCAGAUUAUAGACUAUAUCUCAUUCACAUGCUGCCAAAUUUACAAAAGUUGGAUGAUAGAGGUGUCAGUGAUCGAGAACGUCAGACGGCACUAACCCAUUUUAGUAGUUGCCAGGCAUCAGAAAUGGGACUAGAGUCAGCAAAAAGGCAAGCUGUACCUAAACAGUCCUUGCCUAGGACAGAAUUGAUGUCAAAGUUAUUGAAAGUGACAACAGCUUUAGUAGAUGAUGAUACAGCUAUCAUUGAUAUCAUGAAUCGCAAUGAAGGAGAUUUUGGAAGGUCUCGUCCAUUGACUGGCUCUGUCGCUAAAGAAGAUACUGCCGUUGAUUACAAUCUUGAAAGUUUAAAAGCUCUUGAUCAAGCCAAACAGAUGAGGUACAAAGAAAGAAUGACGGGGGACAUGGAAACCAAUACCAGAUUAAUUGAGUCAGAGAAGGUUGAUCCUCGUUUAAUAAGGUAUAAAGAAAUGUAUCCCAACAUACUUGCUGCUCCUGCUGAAAGCAUUCAGAGAAUCGGUGAAGGUCAUAGUUCCAAAGAUAAUAAUCUUAUGUUUGGUGAUGAAGUUGAAGCUAAUAUUAAGUACAAAGGUCAAGGCUAUUUCACUCCUCACCCAGAUGGAAAGUAUGAAUUGGACAAAUUUAAUGAACAAGCUUCAGGGCAAUGCAAAGAGGAGCGAAGAUCAAGAAUUGAUUAUUUAUCACAGGAUGACUAUAUAAGACAGAACAAACCAAGACAUCAGAGAGCUCAUAGCUUUCCAGGACUUGAGUUUAUGAAUGAUCCUGACCAGGCCAAAGAAAGAAAUCUUUUAUUUUCAUUACUAAACCUUGUCGAUAGAUACUGGAAUGGGACCAAGUCACUGCAUAAACAUCCCAAAUUUAUAGAACAGUCUUUGCAGUUCAUCUCUGAGUACACACUAACACAGGCCAACAAAGAUGAUGAGGUUAAGGUCUUGAGGCAGAAGGUGGAGAAACUCAGUGAAGAAAAUGCCAUGUUGAAAAGAAUGAAAGAGAGUCAGCUAGAUGUGGAUGCCAAUGUAUUGUUGAAAAGAGCAAAAGAAGACAUGGAAAGGAUGCAUGACGAAAUUCGCCAUUAUAUGAAUGAGAACAGAGAGCUGCAAAGAAGGCUAGAUUGUUGGGAGUCUGGUGCUAAUCCCAGUCAACAUGCCAGUGGGGCUGGUGCAUCAGACAGUACCUUGGUCAACUUGAGUGUUUUAGAUAGUCUUCAACGUAAAAACAAUUCUUUAGCCAAAGAAGUAGAACAGAUGAAAACGAAAUUAAAUCAGUGUGAUGAGUUAACAAACAUGUUACAAGAAAGUCACAGAUCUUUGAUAGAAACCAACAACCAUCUUUUGAAAGAGCUAGAAACUAGCAAACACAAGCAUCAAAAAGAAAUUGAACAGAUGCACUGGAGCUAUGAGCAAUUGAAAACCACCAUGAGUCAGACCUCAAUGAUUCAACCUAGUCCAAGAAAUGAUUUAGGAACAAAUAACACUUCUUCAUAUUCCAAAAAUAAAAAUGACCUUCUUAUCGUUUGAUUUUUAAAAUGUCUUAACCAAAUUUAUUGUGCCUUGUUAGCAUAUUCCAUUAUUGGAGACCUUAAGCAGCAUCUGCUGAUAAUCCUGAGAAACAAUGUUUGCAAAAAUGAUAUGCAGUUCUUUCUUGAUUUCAAGUGAAUAAAAAAUUAUUUUGAAUAGAAAAAUUAGACUUACCAUUAAGAGGGUUAUCAUUUUAGGGGACAUUAUUCAGUAAGAUUUUUUUUUUAUUUCAAUAAACAACAUUCAAAUAUCAUCUUCUAUCUAAUUCUGAGUUAGAACUAUUCGCCUUUUUUCAAGAGCCCUUUCAGCUACACUACACUUAUGAGUGAUUUCAUCGACCUUUACGUAUAUCUGUGAUAGUCAUCAGAGUAACAUUUUAACUAAUAUAUUUGCCAAAUGUAAAUACAUUAUAUAGUUGUACAUGCACGUGUAUAUUUGCCAAAGGUAAAUAUAUUCUGUAAUUGUAUAUGCAUGUGUAUAUUUACUCUGUCUGGAUUUUUUGAAUGCUUAAAAUUUAUUAAGAAGAUUAGCAAUAUGAAACCACAACCUGAGUGUAGGCCUAUGUAUUAUUUCAGAGACAAUUACUAACUGGUAUAUAGCAUAUUUGGGAAGUCUAAUUGUAUUGUUCAAUACCCAGAAUAAAAUAAAUAAAAUUGUGUCCUUUUCCAUUUGUAAAUAGUGUGAAUUCUAUAUUUGAAGCUUUAAAGGAAAAAAUGUAUCAGAUAUAAAGACAGAAGUAAAAAUGUUAAUACAUUU
This is a messenger RNA of Biomphalaria glabrata, 2693 nucleotides long. RefSeq names its product centrosomal protein of 72 kDa-like. Bases 72 to 1937 code for a protein of 621 amino acids. The transcript is spliced from 15 exons. NCBI's taxonomy places the organism in Eukaryota, Metazoa, Mollusca, Gastropoda, Planorbidae. The record is from RefSeq and is a predicted model, not a curated record. Gene Ontology annotation, molecular function: protein binding.